Molecule: messenger RNA, 567 nt
Organism: Paramecium sonneborni
Lineage: Eukaryota; Ciliophora; Oligohymenophorea; Peniculida; Parameciidae
Source: the annotation of a GenBank genome assembly
AUGUUAAACAACAAUUACUAAAGUAAAUUAUUCUUAUAACCAAAACCUAAUGAUUUCAGCAUUUUUGAUGAUUUUGUGUAAAAAGCAAGAAAAAUUUGUCGAACUUCAUAAAAAUCAGUUUCCAAAUAUAAGGAGAGCUCGCUGAGCAUCUCAAAAUAACUCAAAACUGAUAUAAAUUACGAUACGAUAGAAACAAUAAGAAAAUCUAUAUAAAAUCCUUAGAUUAAAAUGGAUAACUAUUUGGAUUAGUAAUUACAUAUAUCUCCUUUUCGAUUUUAAUUACCUAUACGAUUAGAAAAAACCUAACAUUUUUUGUUAGAAAAAAAAAGAAUACCAGGUUGCCUAACGUCACGAAAACUUAAGUCAAAUUUAGAUGGUUAAAUCCAUAAAUCUCUCUAACUUUCCCAAUUUAGAACAAUUUAAUAACAAAAAUCAGAAACUCCAAAUCCUAAUUCAUAACAUUAAACAAAAUUUUUAAUAACAAAGUACUUUUUAUCAAAACCUUUGGUUUGCAUAAAAUCAAAAUAAAAAAGAAAAGAAAAACCAUUAUAAGUAGAACUAUUGUGA